AAUCCAUAAAGGGAAAUCGAAAAACCUCUAGCAGAUUCAAAAAAAGAAAAACUGAAAUUCAUAUAGAGAGAAGGAGAGAGAGAGAAAGGUGGCUGCCGGGCCGGCUUCAUAUUCCGACGGCUGAGAUUGUCGGCAUAUUCUUCUCUCCGGUGCUGCAUAUUCUUCUCCAGUGAUGCUAUGCUAUUCUGGAAGCAAGAUCAAUAGAAUCGGUAAAAACGCCCGUGAUCGAGAGGCGAAAUUGAGAAAAGAAACAAAUUUGUAUCUUCGUUUCUGAUGUCAAUGUAGGCUCUAUAGGAUCGUUUGUUCAUUUUUUUUCUUCUGUAUAAAAUUAUUUUGCCCUUUUUUGCCGAAUCGAUACACUGGAUACUGCGGGGGAGUGCGUAUAUGAUGCGCUGUGCUGCAUUGAGAACUUAUAUACGGACUUGGCUUCGUGACUAUGUCAGGAUUCAAGGCUUCGCUGUUAUUCUCCUCUAUGUCCAAAUUGGUUGCGCUAUGAUUGGAUCUCUCGGGGCAUUGUACAACGGGGCCUUGCUCGCCAAUCUCGUGAUUGCGUUGUUUGCUUUGGUUGCCAUAGAAAGUAGCAGUCAGAGCCUCGGCAGAACCUAUGCCGCGCUUCUCUUCUGUGCUAUCUUGCUUGAUAUCUCAUGGUUCAUUCUCUUCGCCCACGAAAUUUGGAAUGUUUCAUCUGAGACUUAUGGAGGCUUUGUUAUGUUCUCAGUGAAACUUACUUUGACCAUGCAAAUUAUUGGUUUUUGUGUGAGGUUAUCAUCUUCAUUAUUAUGGAUUCAGAUGUACAGACUUGGUAUUUCUUACUUAGACAAUUCCAUUCCUCAAGAAGCAUAUGCUGAUUUGCGACAUAGUUUUCUCAACCCUGCAACACCUUCUAUAAUUAGACAACCCUCUGGAGCUGAUGAUGUUUUGGGAGGCUCCAUAUAUGACCCUCAAUAUUAUUCAUCUUUGUUUGGGGAUGGUAAAGAUGAGGCAUAUUUAUCUGAGACUAUUCAAAAUCAUGAGAUGGUGGUUGGAUCAACUACUGCCGAAGAAAUCACUCAAGUGAAGCCAUCCAUGAGUAGAUCUGUCCAAAGUAUGGAUGGCCGGGAUGUCACUAGGAAUCUGCUACAUGUCUGAACUGGGAUUUUUUUGGCCGUCCAUCUGGUGAAGUUUGUUCUUUGAUUAUUCUUUUCCUAUAGUGUGACGCUGCAGUUUUACUGGGGUUUUCUGAUUGUUAGCGAGGUUUGUACAGUAACCCAACAAUAGAAUUUUCUUCCGGUAUAAGAUUUGCAAAGAUAUAAUCGCGCCACAUUUAUUAUGUAAAGAUGAAUGUAGGCAUUCCAUCUUAGCUAGGCGAUUUCGAUCUUUUAUCAAGGGACACUUGGACAUUUUUGGAGCUGAAAGUUUGUUAGGAUUUUCUGGGAAUACAAAAUGAAUAGCAAUCUGAGAUUCAAUCUGUUUACAUGCA
This is a messenger RNA of Ipomoea triloba (trilobed morning glory), 1459 nucleotides long. RefSeq lists its product as uncharacterized. The record is from RefSeq and is a predicted model, not a curated record. Lineage: Eukaryota; Viridiplantae; Streptophyta; Magnoliopsida; Solanales; Convolvulaceae. The coding region runs from base 385 to 1128 and encodes 247 amino acids. The transcript has 5 exons.